AUGGCUCCCGGCCUUGCUUCUUCUAGGUAUGCUCCGGCGAACGGUGCCUCCUCGGUUCCGAACGCUUCUUCUGCUGCUUUGAACCUCGCUCCAUUGGCCACCUUGAGGCGAACUGACCUCUCCCGGAGCUCUCUUCCCAGCACCUCUACAAACGGUGACGUUUCUCAGGGCACUCCUGCACCCCAAGCCGAAGGGCAAUCCAGCACGGGCGCAGUCAAAGAAGCCAAUUCGGGAGACCUUGCCAUUCCUCCACCCAGCAGUCAGACGACCAUGGUGCGCGCCUCCUCCGCUACGCAACGGGAGAUUGUUGGGUCUGAGGCCCUCAAGAAUGACACCACGCAGCCAGCCGCUCCCGCCCAGGCCGUUUCGAGCUGGCUUCAGCACUCCCACACGCUAAUGCGGCUUAUCUUCGACUCUGUCAAGAAAGACGGCGGCCUUGCCAAACCGCACGUUGAGCUCGUCGACGAGACUUGGGGACGGCUCGAGCGUCUCUACGACUCUGCCAUGGAGCCCGGAACUGGAGGUCCAGCGACGGUGUACAACCCGGAGGAUAACCUGGGACAGAUCCAUACCGGAGAGGUCAAAGUCGAUGAAGGAAAAGUGGCCGUUUCCGUUCAGGGCGCUCAGAAGCAAGUGCAAAUGCAGCAGAUGAGCGUCGAUAUCCAAGACCGGCUCGAGUCGAGCGUCAAGACGAUCGCCAAGUUGGAAGAGCGUAUUUCACGUUUGACUCUCGAGAAAAGCCUCCACAGGCAAGAGGCGGAAAACUACAAGACCAAGGCGGAGCAGUCAAAGGCUGCCCUUGCCCGAGCGGAGAAGGAGAUAGCCGCCCUACGUACUGACAUGGACACGCUGAUCAGCUCGAAGAAGCUUCUUCAGAGUGCGAAUGAGAAGCUCGUAGCUUCCACGGGAGAGCUAGAGAGCAAGCUCAAGGAACUAGAGAGCAAGUUCAAGGAACUAACGAGAAAGUUCAAGGAACUUGAGAAGGCGUCCGCCGAUGAUGAAGUGAAAAUCAAGAUGAUGGAGCAGGCCCUCGCGCAAACCAAGAAUGAGGGCGUGAAAUUGAAGGAGGAGGCUGAUGCCAAGGUCAAAGAGCUGGAGAAGGAGCUGGCCGAUUACAAGGCCAUGGCCUCGCAAUUGGCUCCGCUCAAGGACGAGAAUGCGAAGCUCGCCGCUGCCCUCCAGCAGAUGAAGGACAACAACGCAGGUGCCACUGUUGACCACCAUGCCGCCGACCCUGGUGUCCAGGAUCAGCUUCAGCAGACCCAAGACACGAUCCAGCAACUCCAGAAGCAGCUCGACGAGUGGAAGGAACUCGGAACCGAGUCCUACAACCAGUACGCAGCCAUGCAGCCCCUGUACAACGAGGCCGUCGAGAAGAUCAAGCAAUACGUGGAAAAGGACGAGGAGCUGGAUCGCCUCAAGGCCGAGCUUGAGAUAUCCAAGUUGACGGCCGCUGAUGUUGCGUAUUGGAAGGGGAAGUAUGAGGGUCUGCUGGCCAAUCUCCGCUAG
Westerdykella ornata is the source of this 1509-nucleotide messenger RNA. RefSeq lists its product as uncharacterized. The transcript has 3 exons. The record is from RefSeq and is a predicted model, not a curated record. Bases 1 to 1509 code for a protein of 502 amino acids. Lineage: Eukaryota; Fungi; Ascomycota; Dothideomycetes; Pleosporales; Sporormiaceae.